Messenger RNA from Boeremia exigua, 639 nucleotides. RefSeq lists its product as uncharacterized. The transcript is spliced from 3 exons. The record is from RefSeq and is a predicted model, not a curated record. Lineage: Eukaryota; Fungi; Ascomycota; Dothideomycetes; Pleosporales; Didymellaceae. Bases 1 to 639 code for a protein of 212 amino acids.
AUGAAUCCCAUAACAGCAUCCUUCCUCCUCUACUUCCUCUACCUCCUCCCCUUCGCCGCCACAGCCCCCGCCCCCCUCCCCCCCGCACCCCCCAACAGCCACAUCGAAAUCCAAAACGUAACCUACGGCGGCACCGGCUGCCCCUCCAACACCGUCGCCAGCAGCAUCUCGGACGACCGCACAACGCUCACGCUCGCCUUCAACGCCUACACCGUGCAGUCCGGCCCCGCGGUCCCCGCCUCCGAGCGCCGCAAGUUCUGCCAGCUGGCGCUGAACCUGCGGUAUCCCGGGGGUCUGCAGUACUCGCUGCUGGGCGCCGACUACCGCGGGUACGCGAGUCUGGAGGCGGGCGUGCAGGGGCGCGCGGUCGGGUCGUAUUAUUUCUCGGGGCAGGCGAGGGAGUCGUUCUUCGCGGCGAAUUUCUCGGGGCCCAUGGACGAGAAUUACGUGUUGCAUGAUACUGUGGAGUCGCUGACGAGGGUGUGGGCGCCGUGUGGCGAGCAGGGAUUGCUGAAUAUCAAGUCUGAGGUGAGGAUUGCGCCGAUGCGGACGAGGACUUUGAAUCUGCUUACUGUGGAUUCGUUGGAUGGGAAGUUUACGCAGAAGUUCGCGGUGCAAUGGCGGAAGUGCGAGGGCUGA